CUUUCCGUGUCCAUGUUUUGUAAAAUAUUCCACUCGAGAUAGUGCCUUUGUUUUUCAGACAAAAAUUGAAAAUAUAAAAGGAGCCAUGGGGUCUUGGCCGGUUGCAUUUGGUCGGAUGUGCUACCAAAAUGCAAAUUGUUUUUGUUCUUUUGGCAAUCGUUUGGAUCGUUCCCCAGACCCUCGCAAAGGAUUCGUGUGCAGGACAGCCAUUUGGAUCUAGAGCUGUCGACCCGCAGGAUCCUUACUCGUAUGUCCUUUGUCUGGGUCUGCUGGGCCAGAUAAGGAUCACAUGCCACGAAGGGCUUAAGUUCGAUGCUGCUUCUCAAGCCUGUGUUGUUGAAAAGAAAGAACUGCAGACUCCCAAGAAAGAAACCAAAAAUGAACUAAAAAUUGAACAGGAAAUCAAGGUCGACAGGCCUGUGAUCUUCAACAUUUUUGGUAAUUUAAAUUUCUUCGGAAGCUUAUGGGGCUCUUCUCAAGAAGCCACACCAUCGCCUCUAACUGGGGAUUCCAUACCACAUCUGCAGUUUUCCAAUUUAGCAGCCGAAGUUCAACCCCAAUCUACCAUAAUUACUAUCCAAAAUGUCGAUAAUACUUCCAAGGACCAAGCUAUUGGGUCUGAGAAGUUAUCAUCUUCCGGGUCACUCUUAGAGGAAAAUGGUUCCACCACGGAAAGCCCAGAUUCGGAAAUAUCUACAGAGGAUAACCUUUCCUCUGAAAGUACAACUGAAGAGAAUGGAAACUCCGAAAUAUCAACAACUGAAGCAGCACUGGAAAGUUCAACUGAGGAUGGCAUUCUUGGGUCUGAAAACCUAUUGAUUGGAGGACUAUCCCUAGAAAUUCCCAGCACACCUCAAGAGGAUAAUGGCAGCUUGGAGAAUCCAACAACAGACCCAUCUCCAGAAAGUACAACUGAGGACAGUAUUUCUAGUUCGGUAAACCCAUUGGAACUUGAUAGAUUUCUAGAGAAAUUGGCAGAAAGCUCUACUGAAGAGAAUUUGUCUUCUGAACCUAGUGAAGAGAAUCCAACAACUGAAUCAUCAUCUGAAGGUACAACUGAAGACAGCAUUUCUAGUUCGGUAAACCCAUUGGAACUUGAUAGAUUUCUAGAAAAAUUGGCAGAAAGUUCUACUGAAGAGAAUGUGGCGUCAUCCGAGAAUCCAUCCACUGACUCAACUUCGGAAGACAAUGGGAGCUCUGAAACAACUGAACCAUCGUCGGAAAGUACUGAAGCUGGCAACGAAGGAAGCAUUUCAAGUUCAGAGAAUCCAUUGGUAACUGAGCCAUCUGAAGAAAGUACAACAUUGGCGGAUAGUGGCAGCUCUGAAAGUUCCGUAACUGAACCGUCUCAGGAAAGUUCUACCCAGGAAGAUAAUGUUAGUUCUGAAUGGCCACCUCUUGAAAGUACAACCCAGGAGGAUAAUAGUAGCUCUGAAAGUCCAGUAACCGAAGUAUCUCUUGCAAGUACAUCAGAAGAAGGCAUUUCUAGUUCAGAGCCGCCAUUGGUCACCGACCCAUCUCAAGAAAGUACAAUCCAGGAUAAUAGGAGCUCCGAAAGUCCAGUAACUGAACCUUUUCGUGAAAGUACUACUGAAGAAAGCAUUUCUAGUUCAGAGCCAUCUCAAGAAACUACAAUCCAGGAUAAUAGGAGCUCGGAAAGUCCAGUAACUGAACCCUCUCGGGAAAGUACAACAGAAGAUGGCAUUUCUAGUUCGGAGAACCCCUCGCCCACUGAACCGUCUCUUGAAAGUACUACCCAGGAAGAUAAUGUUAGUUCUCAAAGUCCAGCUCUUGAAAGUACAACCCAGGGGGAUAAUAGUAGCCCUGAAAGUCCAGUGACUAACCCUCCACUUGAAAGUACUACUGAAGAAAGCCUUUCUAGUUCGGAGAACCCAGUUUCUACUGAAUCGUCUGUUGAAACUACAACCCAGGAUAAUAGAAGCUCCGAAUGUCCAGUAACUAGCCCGUCUCUUGAAAGUACAACAAAGGAGGACAGUGUCAGCUCUGAAAGUCCCGUAACCGAACCGUCUCAAGAAAGUACAACACAGAACGAUAAUGGUAGCGAUCCAGUCACUGAACCGUCUCUUACAACUACAAGCGAAAAGGAUAAUGGCAGUUCUGAAAGUCCGGUAACUAAACCAUCGCCUGAAAGUUCAACUGAAGAAAGCAUUUCGAGCUCGGAGAAACCUGCUGUCACUGAACCAUCUCAAGAACGUACAACUAAGAAGGAUAAUGGAAGCGCUGGAAAUCCAGCAACUGCACCACCGAAGGAAUCUACGGAAUGUCCGGAUGUAAAGCCAAAAGAAGAUGGUGCAUUGGUAACAUAUCUGAAGGAGAGUGGGUUAAGUCAGCUGAGCGGCUUGAUGUCACAGAAAUGGGCUGGAAAGAAACCAAAAGAUGUGAAUGCCACAAUCUGUACCAACCUGCCCAAUGGAGUCUUUUUGCGAGAUCCCACCUCUUGCAACAAGUUCUAUAUCUGCCUGAACGGAAAGCCCAGGCCCGGCAAUUGUCCCAGUAACCUGAACUUCGACAUCAAGAACAAGGUGUGCAAUUAUCCCAGCUUGGUGGACUGCUCCAUCGACGAAAAACCAGAGGUAGUGACCAAGAAACCAUCUGAAGAUAAUAACACACUCGACUGCCGGUCCCUGCAUAAUGGUGCCUACAUAAGAGAUCCCACUUCUUGUAGCAAGUUCUACGUUUGCGCCAACGGUCGUGCCAUAGCCCGAGAAUGUCCUCGAGGACUAUACUUUGACUUUACGUUCAAUUUCUGCAACUAUCCCGGCCAGGUUAAGUGCUCCAUUGGCGAGAGUUCGGCGGGUUCUCAUCGACCCCCAAAUAGAGCCAGUGUUCCGGAUUGCAGUAAAGCCGCUGAUGGGACUAGGUUUGGAGACAUCAAAAUGCGCAAUAAAUACUACUCCUGUCGGAAGGGAAAGGCAGUCCUCAACUACUGCAGUGCAGGAAUGUGGUUCGACGCCGAGAAACAGAAGUGCAUCGAUCAGAGGUUGAUGAUUGGAACCAAGGAGUAGCCUUACUCUGAGCUCAACUAUAAGAGCUAUAAUCUAGUUGUAGGAAAAUGGUGAUGGGGUAUACAUAUAAAAAUGGGUAAAUGGGUAACAUGAAGUCUAUUAUUUUAAUAUGGUUACUGGAAAAUACAAAAAUUGCAAGUAGAUUCGAUCGGACUAAGAAACGAAUAAAGAACUUACACACGAUAA
Molecule: messenger RNA, 3212 nt
Organism: Drosophila ananassae
Lineage: Eukaryota; Metazoa; Arthropoda; Insecta; Diptera; Drosophilidae
Product: serine-rich adhesin for platelets
Exons: 2
Coding region: 129-3026 (965 amino acids)
Cellular component (GO): extracellular region
Molecular function (GO): chitin binding
Source: RefSeq, a predicted model, not a curated record